CAUGCACCAUGUACCAGCGUCUGUCGGACAUCGCCUCCUUUGCGUUCUUCUGAUCAAUUUUCUUCAUCCUCAAGUAACUAGUUUACUAAUAGUAGUAUGGUAGCUCUACGACUCCAAGUAAUAGAGAGAAGAAAGUUUUGAGUCGGAUGCAGCAGGCAAUACUCAUACCGCAAUGCUAAGAGAGUGACUACAGCAGUAGAUCAACCGGUUUUACAACACAGUAGUUAUUUGAUAGCAAUGAUCAUGACUGCGAAAGUUGCUCAAAUCGAACUAUGCUGACUUCAACAACCUGACCUGCUUGGUUGAGAGUUGAGGGGCUGCCAUUGAAAUUCGCGUGCCACCAUGUCGGCGACGGCCCUUCCACCACUGGCCCGAAAGCAGCCUGACAGGCGCGCACAGGCCCGCAGCGUCGGUAGCAGCGCAAGCAGCAGCUCCGUCAGGCUUCCGCCGAUUGGACAUGCCCACGGCAGUCGACAAGUGCGCUCCGACCGGCUGGGCUCAGGUGGUGGCGGUAUCUCCGUUGGCAAUGUUCAGAUCACUCUGCAGGAGCUGACCAAGCCGGCAGACUCGUUUGACAGCAUACAGCGAGACUUGGUCGACCUCGACUUGUCCAGGUUUGGCAAGUCCGGCUUCGAGUCCUCCUGCUUGAACCUCCUGGAGGGUGGCUACUUUCGCGCCUUCGUAGAACUAUUCAAUUACAAUGAACAGGAGAAGGCCGAUCGAGAGGCAGCUGGCAAAGACUCUGGAUACUACUAUGAUCCACUGGUCAGUGACAGCACUGAGAAGUUGGACUGUCUGCAGACAUACCUGGGUGCUGCGGAGGAUGCCAUGCGCCGAGACGAUGGAGAAAAGGUUUAUGAUGCGCAAUGCAAGCUUGCACAGUACUUUGAAGAGACGGGUGAUAUCUGGCUAUCAGACCGGGUCUACCAGAGCAGCCUCGAGACUGCCAAGGGUGUGUCCACGGACGGUCGGGAGCGAGAAGGGACUGCUCAUGCCAACUUCGGACUGGCACUGGAAGGCAGAGGGAAGUAUGCGGAAGCUGCACAGCACUUUGAACGGUAUUUCAAGCUCGCAAAAGCGGCGGACCCACCCUGGUACUCGAUGUCCGGAGAGAGCCUGGUGAAGGCUGCUGCGGAGAAUGUGGCACGCAUUUGCACAACACUGGCCGAAGAGCUGUUUGAUGAGGAUCAGGAGCAGAGUAUUGCCUACCUCAAGAAGAGCCUGGACCAUGCCCGGCAUAUCGGCACUCGUGCUGAAGGAUUGGCACACUAUCGCCUUGGCAACAUGUAUCAGUCCAUCAGCAACUUUGAGAAGGCAGUUGAUCACCACAAGGCCUACCUGGAGAAGAGUCGGCAUUGCCAAGACCAGCAGGGCCUGGCUGCGGCUUGUGAAGCGCUGGCACUAGCCAAUGAAAGCCUGGAGCGCUGGGACGAGGCCAUCAACUACCACUCGCUGCUACAAGAAGCGGCGAAGAGGAGUAACGAUCAGCAACUGCUGGCGAAAGCAAUGUCUCAACUGGGCACUCUGAAGAAUAUGCUGGGUGAUUUUGACGAGGCGGUUACAUUGAUGGACACAUGCUGCACAAUACAGAUGGGAGAAUCCAGCAGCGAGCUGUCUGAUCGCGCCGUCCAGGAAACACGGGCCCGCUACAGCACCUGCAAGGGCCACCUGUCGGCGGCCAACGUAAACAAGGUCCUCCGCUCAGGUGUCUCGAUGAACUUUGACUGUGAGGAUCUCAACCUUCUCCUCCUGUGGAAGGACACACGCCUGUUGGAAUACCCUGAGAAAGUUCUGUCCGUCAAGGAUGCGCUCAAAAAGUAUGGAGAGGCCAGUGGUGAGGAAGGCGACGACAAAGAAGAUAAUAAGAAAGAUGAAAACCCCGAGGAAACGUUACAGGACGCUCGGCCUCCAUCACCAGUGGAUGGAACCAGUGAAUAGCGUUGAAGGCGGUGAAGAGGCCAAGUCAGCCACUAAUGCUGAGAAGGACCAGCAACGUACAAUUACAAGGCCGUGACUGUGCUACCGGCUGGAUUGGAUCAGCUGGACAUUGCAAUGACCAAUGCCUGACGGCAAUAACUUGACAACAAAGUUUAAUAAUAGUUGGUAAAGCCCUUGUUUUGUUUCUGCUUAGGAUUGAGCUGCCAUCACGAUUGUGCUAUCUCAAGUGGAUCAGCUUUCUUGUUUUUGUUUGUUUGUGACCGUGAGGUUGUUUGAUUAGCAGCAGUGGCCCGAAGUAUGCUAUGGCCACAGCCAAGAAUGGAAAUGGACCGUGACUUGAGACUUGUUUUUGUACGGUGCAAACUUAUCGGAAUUGUUUCACAACCAAACAACAAGAAGACAGAGAAAGUGUUUCAACUCUGAGUUUCACGCACUAAGCGAUAAUCAGAAAACAGCUACUAGCUGCCUCUCGGUAUCAUCAGUGAUCACUCUCUUUAGCCUGGACCUCUCUGUUUUAAUUGUUUCACAACCUUCAGACAGUGUAUACAUGUAUCUUCCUGGUCCUGGUUCUUCCACCAUGCAAUAUGUUUGUCCUCCCGCACAUGAUCACAUGCACCGUACGGUAUCAAUGCCUGGAGAACACUUUUCUGAGUUUUCCGCUCAA
Molecule: messenger RNA, 2602 nt
Organism: Sycon ciliatum
Lineage: Eukaryota; Metazoa; Porifera; Calcarea; Leucosolenida; Sycettidae
Product: tetratricopeptide repeat protein 29-like
Exons: 9
Coding region: 343-1938 (531 amino acids)
Biological process (GO): cilium movement
Cellular component (GO): cilium
Molecular function (GO): protein binding
Source: RefSeq, a predicted model, not a curated record